Dunckerocampus dactyliophorus (ringed pipefish) is the source of this 5252-nucleotide messenger RNA. RefSeq names its product serine/threonine kinase 10 (gene stk10). Gene Ontology annotation, molecular function: protein serine/threonine kinase activity; ATP binding. The record is from RefSeq and is a predicted model, not a curated record. Gene Ontology annotation, biological process: protein phosphorylation. Lineage: Eukaryota; Metazoa; Chordata; Actinopteri; Syngnathiformes; Syngnathidae. The transcript is spliced from 20 exons. Bases 288 to 3317 code for a protein of 1009 amino acids.
AGGAGAUGAGGUGGGGCCCCCGCGGAGGCUUGGCUUGAUCAGAGGCAACAAGUUGUCAGUUCAUCUACUACUCGUCCACGCUGCAGGUGACAGAUGGAUGAAUGGAAAUGCGUGGGGUUUUAUUAACCUCGUUGCCUACAGAGCUCUUUGUCGACAUGGACGGAGUGGAAUAACAGCUUUUGAAGACGUGCAUUGGUGACAAGUGUUUUUUGGAUGGGCUGUUAAUGAUCUGCACAGAGCAGGGACUACUUUCAGUUCGUGAUAUUUUUGGAGGUAUUUGCUGAAGAAUGGCGCUGGCUAGAUUCAGUAAGAUUCUCCGUUUGCCCACUCUUGAUAUUAAAAAGAAAACCAAACAGUACGAGCAUGUCCACCGGGACAUCAAUCCAAACGACCAGUGGGACCUUAUUGGUGAGCUGGGCGACGGCGCCUUUGGGAAAGUAUACAAGGCCUGUAACAAGGAGACGGGUGUUCUGGCUGCAGCCAAAGUGAUUCCAACCAAAUGUGAGGAGGAGCUGGAGGAUUACAUGGUUGAGAUCGAAAUCCUGGCUAAAUGCGACCACCGCUACAUUGUCAAGCUGCUGGAUGCCUAUUACUUCAACAACCAUCUUUGGAUCAUGAUUGAGUUCUGCCCAGGAGGAGCUGUGGAUGCCACAAUGCUCGAGUUGGACCGAGGGCUGACGGAGCCACAGAUAAAGGUGGUCUGUCGGCAGAUGCUGGAGGCUCUGACCUACCUGCACAGCAUGAAGAUCAUCCACAGAGACCUGAAGGCUGGCAACAUCCUCCUCAUGUUGGAAGGGGACAUCAAACUAGCUGAUUUUGGUGUAUCUGCUAAAAACACCAAAACCCUCCAGAGAAGAGAUUCUUUCAUCGGCACGCCAUACUGGAUGGCCCCUGAAGUGGUCAUGUGCGAAACCAUGAAGGAUGCUCCGUAUGACUACAAGGCCGACAUCUGGUCCCUUGGAAUUACUCUAAUCGAGCUUGCUCAGAUAGAGCCUCCACACCAUGACCUCAACCCCAUGAGGGUGCUGCUAAAGAUUGCCAAGGCGGAGCCUCCCAGCCUGGAACAACCAAACAAAUGGUCACCAGAGUUUAAAGAUUUUCUGAAGAGGGCAUUAGACAAGAACCCCGAGACCCGCCCGACAGCAGUGCAUCUCCUGGAGCACCCUUUUGUGAGCUCGGUGACGUCGAACCGCCCGCUGAGGGAGCUGGUGGCCGAGGCCAAGGCUGAAGUCAUGGAGGAAAUCGAAGACAAUAGGGAGGAAGGAGAGGAGGACGACACCUUGGAGCUCACUGUGACCAGUCAGACCAGUUUGGAAGGAGACCAGUCCCCGGAACCCCAGAGCCCCACCACACCCUUCCCAAACACACCACAAUCUCUACUGGAAAAAGGCUUGGAGCCGCCGGGCCCCAUCAUGGCCACCCCUGUUCCCCUACCGAGACACAAUCUCCCCUCUAAGGAUCAGGUGGACUUCGGAGAUAAGCUGGAGUCUGAGAAAUAUGAGAGCGUUGUGUCGAUCAAGACGUCGAGCUCGGACUCUGGCAUCGAGGAUGGGAAGAGCACCCCCACAUCUGAGGAGGAGAAGGUUGCUGUGGAGACUGAACAACUCACGUCUCUCCCACAAUUGGAGGCAUCUGAGGAGAGUGUGGACAUCAUUAUCACUUCCUCGGACCCAGCGCUGCCCAAGAACCAGUUCUCUAUGGACCAGAGCUCAAAUGUUCCCAAUCAUCGUCCAACACCGACCCCAGCACUCGUAUCUGCUGGUCUCUCACCAGCACCUAGCUCCGGACCGAGCAGCAUCCUAAGCAAAAUGAGCGCUGAACGAGUAUCGAUAGGAUCCACUCCCGAAGCGGCCGCACCUUAUAUCAACGGACGGCUCAAUAGUGUACGGCACUCUUACCCGGGCAGCAUGGCGUCGGAGACCAUGGACAGCAUGUUGCUCAACAAGGAGAGCUUCUCUGUGUCUGCAAGGGACUAUUCGCGGAAGACUCUGAAGCGAACCAGGAAGUUUAUGGUUGACGGUGUCGAGGUGAGCGUGACCACCUCUAAGAUCAUCAAGGACGAUGAGAAGAAGGAUGAGGAGAUGAGGUUCCUGAGACGCCAGGAGCUGCGUGAACUGCGUUUUCUCCAGAAGGAGGAGCAGCGAUCUCUGGCUCAACUUCAAGCCAAACUGGAAACACAGAGAGAUCAGAUGCAAAAACGCUUCGACCAGGAAAUGAAUGCCAAGAAGAAGCACUACGACGUGGACCUGGAGAACCUGGAGAAGCACCAGAAGCAGACCAUUGAGAAGAUGGAGGCGGACCACAACAUUAAGCUCAAAGAGGAGACCAAACGCAUCAAAGCAGAGCAGCAGCGCGAGUACCAGAGGUUCCAGGAGCAGCUCAAGCAAAAGAAGAAGGAGUUAAAACAGUCUGUGGACAAGAUGCCCAGGAGUGAGCGCAAGGAAUACUUGAAGCAGUCGAUGCUGUCCUACCAAGAAAGGAAGCUUAAAGAUGAGGAACAAUUCCUGGCAGCCCAGAAGAACUACUUGGACGUAACUCUCAACCAAAUCCUCCUCAACAACAAGAAAGAGAUCGCAGAUACGGAGAAGGAUUGUCUCUACAAGAAGCAGCAGCUGAUCAGAGAUCGUGAAGGUUCAGUAUGGGAAAUGGAGGAGAGGAACAUCUAUGAGAAACACCAGCUGUCAAAGCAGCAGCUCAAAGACCAGUACUUCCUGCAGAGGCACCAACUCCUCAAGAAACACGGCAAGGAGCAGGAGCACAUGCAGUGCUACAACCAGCGCAUGAUCGAGCUUUUGAAAAGUCGGCAGCAACAGGAGAAGAGCCGCCUACCAAAGAUCCAACGCAACGAGGCCAAAACCCGCUUGGCCAUGUUCAAGAAGAGCCUGCGCAUCAACUCCUCAGGCAGCUCCUCUGAGGACAGAGAGAGGAUCAAACAAUUUUCCCAGCAGGAGGAGAAGCGGCAGAAGACCGAGAGGCUGAUCCAGCAGAAGAAACACGAAAACCAGAUGAGGGAAAAGAUCGGCGAGUGCGAUAACAACAUCCGAGAGCUGCAGGAGCUUCAGAAUGAGAAGUGUCACCUGCUGAUUGAGAAUGAGACGCAGCGGCUCAAACAUCUGGACGAACUACACAACCAGCAGCUGAAAGAGUGGCGGGAUCGUCUGAAACCCAGGAAGAAGGCGCUGGAAGAGGAACUGAACAACAAGAGGAAAGAGCAGGAAGCGUUCUUCCGGAUAAAUGACGCGUCAGAAUUCCACAAUCUGGGGUCUGUCAGCAAACUGUCCAAGUUUGUGCCUUAUCCAGACUCGUCCACCACAUAAGCACCACACCUCCUCUUUAUGUCCUUACUAACGUCACGAAGCACAUAUAAGCACCGUAACCCGUAUUGGUAGGAUCAUCUAUCAUGCCUUAGCAUCUGUACACCGGAUCAUUGACACCGUUGAAGUUGAAACACCCCAAAUCAUCAGUUAGCGUGUUCAUACUGAGGUGAUUUUUAUUAGUUAAAAGUUGUAAGAGCCCACAGAGGGAUUGCCUUUUUUGCAAGUUGCAUUUAUUAACAAUGACCGCCUCGUUUUGUCAAGGCAUUUAUGAAGCUCCCAAAAGUAUACGUAAAAAAUAGUUUACAUUCCCGUACGCUUUACUAUUUAGUUUUGUCGUAGCGCUGCCAAAUUAUGUCUUAUUUAUUUUUCCUGACAAUUUAAGCUAAAUUCAUCACUGUACGUUUUAAUUUAAAUAAUUUUCAGAUUAUAAACGGCAUAUGCAGUAUAUUUUAACCAGACGUUAGUGGUAUUGGCUGUGGCUUUUCUUUUAAAUUAUUAUUCAGGACUUUAUCUUUACACACAAAGGGAGAAGCGAUGAAGUCAUGUACGUCGAUAGUUAUUUGCCUUUUAUGUUUUACUGUACAAAUCAGCCACACUGGAUGGAAAUGACUUAAAGCCAAAGCGAAGUACUGUUGUGUUUGUCGGAUUGACCCAUUUAAAACGUGUUGAGUGUACAUUUGUGUUGCAGUCAUUCAGCUGCGUGCUAACCAAAGUGCAAUAUUACUUGUUUAUGUCUUGUUUAGAGCGCAGAGGUCUAUAUCUCCUUUACCCAUUUUGGCCUUCCUAUUGCACUGAGGAGGAGAAUGCGAUGAGGAGUCGCUCUUUAUAAAGGAUGUACAAGUCCAUGCUUCCGAUUAGAUGAUUUUCAAGGGAGUGCAACAAUUCAUUCUGCUGUAAAACCACCUUGCUUGAGUGAAUGCGUUUUCUAGCAGUUUGCCAUCAAUAGUUAGGUACAUCUUAACUCCGCGCUCCUUGAUUAAAUGUGUGUUAUUUUCGGUUGAGGUUACUGUGUCACGCCGUCUUCCUCCCUGCCUCAGUUUGGAUAACAAGGAAUGUAUGGUGGCUUGUGAGUGUGAAUGAAACUGUAUCAGAAGGAACCACUGUUGUAAAUAUCUAAUAAAUGCAGAUUUUUUUUAAAUUACUGGAUUGUUGACUGGACAACUGAUUACUUAUUUUUUUAAGUUACAAAAUGGUGCAUACACUUUUUACCCUUAGCCCCCAAAACAGUCCCUCUCAUAAGGUUUUUCACUUUCACCACAUCAGAUCUUUUCAACACAUUCAUUGUUACAGCCUUGACGAGGUCAACUGAUGUGUUGCUAGGGCUGUGAAACGAUUAGACAUUUUAAUCAGAUUAAUCAUGAUUAUUCACCAUUAGCAACUCAUGAUUAUUCACCAUUAGCAACUAUGUCUGAAAAAAGCCCAUUUUUAACUGUAUUUAACAGGAUUACUUAUGUUUGUAUGUAUUAACAGCUCCAAAUGAACCGAAUAUGUCAAUCAAGCUAAAAGAUACCGGUAUACGCAAGUCAACACUAGUCUCUUUAAUAGCAGAACAUUGGAAUCACACUUUAAAAUGUGCUGUUAUGAGGAAUGGGGUUGCGUUAAAGACCACGUAAUUUAAGGUCAAUUUCAGUGUAUUUGUCAGCAUAAAUGUAGCGAAUUGUACAUCCGAAUUAAUAGAUACGAAGUGAGUAGCAAGAAAAUGUUUAUAUAGAUACACACACGCACACAUUAUAAAGCCGUUUUUGUGAUGUUCGUAGUGUCCCUGAAUGCAUCUCGCGGUCGUGUAAUGAGAAUGAGGAAGUGUCGUUCCCAGGAGAACGGACCAGAGGCGUGUGUGAGUUGGAGAUACAUCCAGUAUAUGGUGUUGGAAUUGUACUGCUGUUGAUGUGUUCAGGUCAGGAUGAAGUUAUAAAAGAACGUCAGACUGUGUGUGUG